Molecule: messenger RNA, 552 nt
Organism: Eimeria mitis
Lineage: Eukaryota; Apicomplexa; Conoidasida; Eucoccidiorida; Eimeriidae
Product: prefoldin subunit 5, putative
Exons: 5
Coding region: 1-552 (183 amino acids)
Biological process (GO): regulation of DNA-templated transcription; protein folding
Cellular component (GO): cytoplasm; prefoldin complex
Source: RefSeq, a predicted model, not a curated record
AUGAAAAGCCGCGUUCGUUCUGUGCGUGCAAAGAUGGCAGCUCCUCCCGCUGACACCGUCGAACAACACAUCGCAAACUUAAACAACCUGACUCUGAACCAGUGCAGCGCACUUGUGAAGAGUACGGAAGCGGAAAUUCAAAACAUAUCAAACCAUCUAUCUCAACUGCGAGUGGCCGCAGCUCGCCUCGCUGAGUGUCGCGACGCGCUCACGCAGCUGGAUUCCCACAUAGAAAAGCAAAAAGGGGAACCAUCCGAAAUUCUCGUGCCUCUGACUAGUUCUCUCUACGCGAAGGGCCGACUACAGUGCGACGAUAAGGUUCUAGUCGAUAUCGGUGCAGGAUACAUGCUCCAAAAAACAUGCAAAGAUGCCAAGAAAGACGGAGAAAGGACGUUGAAUCUUGUAACAGAGCAGCAUAGAAAGCUAGAAAGGAUGCUAAGUGAGAAGCAGAAACAGUUCGAGGUGCUUGUGGCGACGGCGAACAGGAAGUUAGCCGGAAGGCAAGCAGCGGCUACGGCGCCGGCUACUGCUGAUCAGCGCACUACAGCAUGA